This is a messenger RNA of Ostrinia furnacalis (Asian corn borer), 2394 nucleotides long. Its product is annotated as alkaline phosphatase, tissue-nonspecific isozyme. Lineage: Eukaryota; Metazoa; Arthropoda; Insecta; Lepidoptera; Crambidae. The transcript is spliced from 8 exons. Gene Ontology annotation, molecular function: alkaline phosphatase activity. The record is from RefSeq and is a predicted model, not a curated record. Gene Ontology annotation, biological process: dephosphorylation. Bases 60 to 1739 code for a protein of 559 amino acids.
UCCGCACCUAUCUGCCGUGUUCGUUGAUAAACGCAGGCGCCGGCGCACCGCGCGCAGUGAUGGCGGGAUUUCGCGCGUGUCUGCUGGCCGCGGCCGUAUGCGCUUAUGCGCUUUCAGAAGAGAUCGUGUCCACACCAAAACCGAAAAAGGUUUUGGACACGGUCAUGAACCCUUCGUACAUUCCAGCCAAAGAAAAACAUGGUAGCUACUGGAGGAAGCUGGCAUCUACCACCUUGAAGUCCAAGCUGAAGGAGACCCCCAAUACGAAUAAGGCGAAGAAUGGGAUCUUGUUUAUAGGAGAUGGAAUGUCGAUCACAACUGUGAUGGCGGCCAGGACAUUUGCGGGGCAGUUGGAUCGAGGACUUGGGGAGGAGAACGUGCUGGAAUUUGAGAAGUUCCCCGUCACUGGGUUGGCUCGGACAUACUGCCUGGACGCCCAAGUGGCCGAUUCAGCCUGCACUGCCACGUCAUACCUCUCAGGCGUUAAGACCAAGUAUGGCGUCAUUGGCCUGGACGGCAACGUCACCAGAGGGUCCUGCUACCCUCAGCUGUAUAAGGGCAACAGGGCCCUCUCUAUUGGGGAAUGGGCGUUAAAAGAAGGACUGGACGUUGGUCUAGUAACAACAACGCGGGUGACCCAUGCGUCCCCAGCAGGAAUGUACGCGCACACUUCAGACAGAAACUGGGAGGCGGACGCCGACGUGCCUGAGGAGUGUUUAGCGCUCGGCUGCAAGGACAUCGCCCACCAGCUCGUCAUGGGCUACCCUGGGAAGCACUUCAAGGUCAUCAUGGGCGGAGGCCGCAAGGAGAUGCUUCCCAACAUGUCCAGCGCGCUCGGUCCCAGCACUGGGCGGAGGCUGGAUGGGCUGGACCUGACGGAGGUGUGGCAUGAGGACAAGGUCCGGAGGAACGCCACUCAUCAGUACGUGACUGAUAGGAAUGAACUUUAUAAGGUCUACAACUCCGACGAGCUUCCAGAAUACCUAAUGGGCCUGUUCCAUGACGACCACAUGAGCUACCACCUGCAGGCUCAGAACCAGCCGACCCUCGAAGAGAUGGUGGAAGUCGCCAUCAAGAUGCUGAGCAGGAACGAGAAAGGAUACUUCUUGUUCGUUGAAGGUGGCAGAAUCGACCACGCCCACCACGACAGCUUAGCACACCUGGCCCUCGACGAGACAGUCGAGUUCUCCAAAGCCAUCAAGAAAGCCAAGUCCCUUACGAGUGAGCAGGACACACUGAUCGUGGUCAGCUCCGACCAUGCCCACACUAUGACGGUAGCUGGGUAUCCUUCAAGAGGCAACGACAUUCUGGGGACAGUGGACACGGCCACUGGAGCUGAUAACAUACCGUAUACUACUAUAAGCUAUGCAAAUGGGAAGGCUGAUUCGAUUAGUGCCGAUGGGAAGAGGGUCGAUGUGACGCUGCAUCAGCAGUUUAUGAAUCGUGACCUAGGCUACUCCUACCCAAGCUUAGUUCCCCUCGACUCCGAGACCCACGGUGGAGAAGACGUAGCCGUCUUCGCAGCAGGACCCUGGCAGCACUUGUUCACCGCCAGCUACGAACAGAACCUCCUGCCCCAUAUGAUGGCAUACGCCAUGUGCAUUACAGAAGACAAGCACAGCAACUGUGCACCAAAGAUAAAGGAAAGCCGCUUCUGGACGACGGGAGCUGGAUCCAGGAUUAAAGCGUCGUAUGUUAGUUUCCUGACUGUGAUAGUAACGUUAAGGUAUUUUUACUGAAGUAUUAUGGAGGCAAGUGUUGGUAAGCUGAUCUUAAGUUGAGUUGGAAGCUUACAAAAUAUUGACUUUUGAACGGAUUGUCUGAUUUAGCACGAGAGGCCGUCGUUUUUUAUGAAGUGGCUGUUCUAGUGAAAUGGAGUCCUAAAUACCUAUCACUGGGAACAGUUACGUGAUCUAUUCAACUAUUGAGUUUAUCGCGAUGUUACAAAAUAUUUUGGGGAGCUUCAAUAAUAUGUAAUGUAGGACAUUUUUGAUAGCAAAAUACGUUUAUUUGUCAUCUUCCGUUAACCAAGUCAUAGUCAAUUUAUUCCAACUCAUGGUUUUAGUCAAACAUCGAGAGAGGUUUAUGAAUACGAGCCUCACUUUUGUGGUUGCCUAAUACAUCAAAUAAACAUGGAUUUGUUUGGUGAUACACACCGUAUCCAUGUGAUGGAACAAUAGAGUGAGAUAUAGAAACUAUUUAACAAUAAUAGAACAAUUCAUAAAACACACUUUUGUUCCUUUUAAAUAAAAUAUUUACCUAUGUAUUUAUGUAUUUUAUAACACUGGAAGACAUUUAUUUCUACUUUUCAAAAAGUCAAAUGUUUAAAUAUGUUCAAAAUGAGAACUAAAACUUGUACUACUUGUACAUAAAUUUAUUUAAAAUCCUUCGUUA